GAGUACAAUAUCCCAGUCCAAGAGUAGUGCAUUAAAAAGCGUUAGAUCACCUCUUUCCUGCAUUCGUUUCCACGCUUGGCUGCCUCUGCCAGUGUGUGAUUUUUGUUCCUCUUUCUUAAUAAAUAGAACGGACCUACGAAAAACAGGUUAUAAUUACGUCACUGCUGGCGGUAGCCUUAAAAACCUAGCUGUGGGACAUUCACGGAAGGCAGUUUCGGUCUCGGGACUUUCGUAGUGUGUGGAAGGCGCACGAAGGGUUCGGAACGCGGCUCGCGGGACCUUCGCGCACAGGAGAGCUUUAGAAACAAAGUAGGUCCCUCUCGGCGCCUGUAGUCUGAAUCCGCUCAGCGGUCUCAGCCCAGUGAACUGAGUCUCCGCCUUCGAGAGCCAGAAUUUCUGCUCACAUGCUGCGGGAGAUCUCCAGGUCCUACACGACCACCACCACCAUCUCAGCGCCUCCCUCUGGCGGCCUGCAGAAUGGAGAGAAGGUGGAGAAAAUGGCCCUCUACUCAGAAGAAGACAUUCGUCCUGAAAUGAAAGAUGACUUUCGCGACCCCAACUAUGAGGAUGAGGAGGGUCCUGUGCCCAAGCUGGAGUUUGUCUGGAGAAACGUCAUUCUGAUGGCUCUGCUGCACGUGUCAGCCCUGUAUGGGUUAACACUAGUUCCCACCUGCAAGUUCUAUACCUGGCUGUGGGCCGCCCUGUACUAUAUAGUGAGCGGACUGGGCAUCACAGCAGGAGCUCAUCGCCUAUGGAGCCACCGAACUUAUAAAGCGCGGCUGCCCCUGAAGAUCUUCUUGAUCAUUGCCAACACAAUGGCAUUCCAGAAUGAUGUGUAUGAAUGGGCCCGAGACCAUCGUGCCCACCACAAGUUCUCAGAAACACAUGCUGACCCUCACAAUUCCAGACGUGGCUUUUUCUUCUCUCACGUGGGUUGGCUGCUUGUGCGCAAACACCCAGCCGUCAAAGAGAAGGGCAAGUUGCUCGACAUGUCUGAUCUAAAAGCUGAGAAACUGGUGAUGUUCCAGAGGAGGUAUUAUAUACCCGGUCUCCUGUUGCUGUGCUUCAUCCUGCCCACAGUGGUCCCCUGGUAUUUCUGGGGUGAGAGUUUUCUACACAGCUUGUAUGUUGCCACCUUACUGAGAUACACCCUAGUGCUCAAUGCCACCUGGCUGGUGAACAGUGCUGCCCACCUCUAUGGAUAUCGCCCAUAUGACAAGAACAUCAACUCUCGGGAGAAUCUUCUGGUUUCAGUAGGAGCUGUAGGUGAGGGCUUCCACAACUAUCACCACUCCUUCCCCUAUGACUACUCUGCCAGUGAGUACCGCUGGCACAUCAACUUAACCACAUUCUUCAUUGAUUGCAUGGCUGCUCUUGGUCUGGCUUAUGACCGGAAGAGAGCAUCCAAGGCUGCUGUCUUGGCCAAGAUUAAAAGAACUGGAGAUGGAAGCUACAAGAGUGGUUGAGUUUUGAAUAAUCCAGGUUCUUCUUCCAAAAGUCAGCUGGGUACUUGUUUAAUGUUUCGUUAAUUAACUACUGAGUAAUGCUUCCUAGGUGGUAUAGGUGAUGACCUUAAUCCAUUCCAGCACAGUAUUCUUGUAAAAUGUACAAGCAUUGAAAGGCUAUAACUACUUUAUGCUACUUAGCUGAUAGACUUUUCUUCUCUUCCAUUCCCAAUUUCCUUUUUGUUGCUUAGUCUCUAUUACCUUCCUUUCUGUUUACUCUCACGGCCUCCCAUGGUCAGCCAUAAAUUGGUAUCCACCUUCCAAACCCUGGCAACCUUUCUAGAGUCUAAAAGUGAAGCCCUUUGCUCUAGAUAACUCUUCUUCCUUGACCUCUCCUGAACUUCAAGAUAUUCAACAAAGUUUGCUGCAAAGUUCCUAUUUACUGUUAUCAGCCCAUUCAUUGCUAGAUGAAACAGAAAAUAACUUUGAGAUGGAGUUUGCAAAAUUGGUAAAUCAUUAUGCAAAAUGGUAUGCAUGAUAAUAAGUAAAGUUGGGAGUUGAGCUAGGAAACUGGGCAAGGGUAAUCUCUUGCUGUAGUCAGUUCAAGGUUGCUUGAUUAGCAAGACAUGGAGUUUCUUCUCACAUCUUUCUUCCUUUCCCUCUGACUCUGAGUAGAGCAUGGCUAUUGAGCCUGCUGAUCCUAGAAUACAAUAGCAUAUCUCAGUGUCUUCAUAUAGGACACUGAUAACAAAGGAGAAGCAUUUACUAAGCAGGAAAAGUAGUUUUUGCUGGGGAAGGAUGUUUUUCUUUAGUAAAAAGGAGAUUUCUUAUUUCAUAGAAUAAGAAGUUUUUAGGUGAAGGGUGUCCAGAAUUAGUGUACAGGAGCUCAUGGAGUUUUGAGGAUUCUGUGAAUUGCUUAUCCAAUGCUGUCAUCUUUCUUCUGUGCCAUCCACAGGAUAUUUGUCACUCCACUUAUAGUAAGAGGAGGUACAUCUAACUAUGGAAAGAUUUUAGGAGGUGAAUUUGGAAGUUAAAUAUACAUACAUAUAUAAUUUUCAUGAAACUAUUUACAUUGCUCCCCUCUGAAAAAGAAAUGUUAAAGAAACAUGAAGGUGAGGAGGAAUUCCUCAUCUGGGGUAACUAUUUCUCCCAGUGCUGGGCAGGAAAUGGACAAAUUGAGGGGUAACAUCUAUAGCCAAUCCCAUGGGAGCUUUCCAAAAUGAGGGCUCUGAGAACAUAUUGCAGUGGGAUUCAGAAGUUACUGAGUAAGCUAUUGGGUCUUCUAGUGAAAUGAGUUAGAGGAUAGAUCCUUUCAAUCCAGUUUCUCCUUGGAUUGAGUAGAAACUAGGCUUCUUCCUACAGUGUCAUGACCUUUCCCUCAUUUUUUGCUUUCUCACAUCCAGCCUACAUGCAGGACUGCCUGAGUGAUGGGGUAGGAAUCUUUAACCAACCUGAUUCGUGAUUCCUGGCUCUAUCCCAUCUGUCCCUGUUCUCUUUAUUGGUUCUCUCUGUUCCCUGAUAUUUUCUUUUUGCUCUGGACAGGCAGCUUCCUGUUUGUAUCCAAGGCAGUGAGGACUUGAUGUCCAGGCAGCUCCCUCUCCUACAGUCAAAAUGCUAAUUGUCUCCGAACUGCCAAGUCCCGUUAGCAAUGGCCUGACUAUCCCUUUAUGUGGUUUCCACAUCUUCUAUACUUCCAUACCUGGGGUCACUGGCACAUUGAUAUCUUGACAAAUUUGGCAAACCCUCUAGAGAAACCUUGAGCUCGAAGAGACUCUUGUCUUUCACGAGUUAUGGCCAAGCCAAAUAUUGUGCCAAUGAACCAACCACAGAAAAAUGCAGGUUUAUCAUCAGUUUCUCUGCCUGGGUCAGAACAGAGAGCAUGUUCAGUGUUGCUUUGUGUUUAGUAAAGCUAUUCGGGCAAAUCAAUGCUCCCAGAUGACAGUGCAAUGACGAAGAUGAAGAGGGAGAAACCUAAUCCUUUAGGAAGCAUAAGAAGCAGAGGCUAAUUCCCAAGUGCCUCACAUUAAAAAGAGGCCACUAUCCCAAACAAAAUGUGGCAUCUUAUGCCACAUAAUCCAUGAUAGUCAGUAGGAAAAAGGAAGCUGGGAAAAUACAGUACAUUAGUGAUUAGUAUUUUGAAGAUCAUAGGCCUCUCUUGUCCCUUUAACUCAGGCAUCAAUGCAGAAGCCCGUCUCUGCUCUAUCAGGGUUGGCAGUGUUCAAUACCAAAUCUAUGUCUACUAUUGAGCCUCAGUGGUUGGGGAGCAGGGCCUUCCUUCCUGUGUUAAUUGAAUAGAGAUUCUAGGGACCAUCCUGCAUGAGGGCAGCCUUGUCUUUGAGCUGUUCAGAAAAGAAUCUCUGGGAAGAUCACUGUAGAUGAGAUCUGCUAUCCUGGGUGCCUACCCCUUUCAAAUGCCUGUUGCAUAAGUGUUAAUUCCAUAGGUCAUCAGAUGCCUGCUUUAUAAUCCAUGAAAAAUAAAUUUAACUUUCUCUUCUUAUUGAAUCCUAUUCCAUUCAUUUCCCGAUAAGAAGCCUAGCCACAGACCUUAAGCUGCAGGCCCCAGGGAAUACACUGAUCUGAACAUAAAGGUUUGUCAGGUCAAUAAGAAACGCACCAUUCAAGAUUCUAAAGCUUAAUUCAAGUGACAUUAA
Molecule: messenger RNA, 4096 nt
Organism: Fukomys damarensis (Damara mole-rat)
Lineage: Eukaryota; Metazoa; Chordata; Mammalia; Rodentia; Bathyergidae
Product: acyl-CoA desaturase 1
Exons: 6
Coding region: 405-1466 (353 amino acids)
Biological process (GO): unsaturated fatty acid biosynthetic process; response to fatty acid
Cellular component (GO): endoplasmic reticulum membrane
Molecular function (GO): palmitoyl-CoA 9-desaturase activity; stearoyl-CoA 9-desaturase activity; iron ion binding
Source: RefSeq, a predicted model, not a curated record